Epinephelus fuscoguttatus (brown-marbled grouper) is the source of this 2741-nucleotide messenger RNA. RefSeq names its product transketolase-like. Gene Ontology annotation, cellular component: extracellular exosome; endoplasmic reticulum membrane. NCBI's taxonomy places the organism in Eukaryota, Metazoa, Chordata, Actinopteri, Perciformes, Serranidae. The transcript has 14 exons. The record is from RefSeq and is a predicted model, not a curated record. Gene Ontology annotation, molecular function: transketolase activity; thiamine pyrophosphate binding. Gene Ontology annotation, biological process: ribose phosphate biosynthetic process; pentose-phosphate shunt, non-oxidative branch. Bases 141 to 2027 code for a protein of 628 amino acids.
CACACACACUCACACACCCACAGGUGCUGUGCAUUGGAAACCCCUCACUCUCACACACACACACUUAAAACACACAAACUCAACAGAAGAUCGUAGUUGGUCCACUUUUCUGGUACUGAGGAACUUGACAUUUUGCCUUCAUGGAGGAUUACCACAAACCUGACCAGCAGACAGUGCAGGCGCUGAGGAACAUCGCCAACCGCCUCCGAAUCAACUCCAUCAAGGCAACAACUGCAGCAGGCAGCGGACACCCCACAUCAUGCUGCAGCGUGGCAGAAAUCAUGUCUGUGCUUUACUUCCACACCAUGAGGUACCGCCCUGAUGACCCGAGGAACUUCAACAGCGACCGUUUUGUCCUGUCCAAGGGUCACGCUGCUCCAGCCCUGUACUCCAUGUGGGUUGAGACAGGCUUCCUGAAGGAGAGCGAGCUCCUCAGUUUGUGCCAGGUUGACUCUACCCUGGAGGGCCACCCAACCCCUAAGCAGCAAAUUGUGGAUGUCGCGACUGGCUCCUUGGGGCAGGGUCUUGGCGUGGCUUGUGGAAUGGCUUACACUGGGAAAUACUUUGACAAGUCCAGUUACCGCGUGUUCUGCCUGCUGGGGGAUGGCGAGAUGUCAGAGGGUGCUGUCUGGGAGGCCAUGUCGUUCGCCUCCUACUACCAGCUUGACAACCUGGUGGCCAUCAUGGACAUCAACCGUCUGGGCCAAAGUGACCCUGCACCCCUGCAGCAUCACGUGGAGAAAUAUCAGAAACGCUGUGAAGCUUUCGGCUGGCAUGCCAUCAUUGUGGAUGGACACAGUGUGGAGGAGCUUUGCAAGGCUCUGAGCCAACCACGUCAUCAGCCCACUGCCAUCAUUGCUAAAACCAUCAAGGGCAAAGGCAUUCCAGCUGCAGAGGAUAAAAUGGGGUGGCAUGCCAAACCUCUGCCCAAAGACAUGGCCGAGAUGGUGAUCAAGGAGCUGCAGAGCCGCAUCGUCAACAGCACAAAGCACCUGUACCCUCCAUCUCCCAUGGAGGACUCCCCACCGGUCAGCCUGAGGAACAUCAGGAUGCCGAGCGCACCCAAUUACAAGCCUGGAGAAAAGAUCUCCACACGGAAGGCAUACGGGAUGGCGUUGGCCAAGUUAGGCCGCUACAAUGAACGUGUGGUGGCCCUUGAUGGAGACACAAACAACCUCACCUACUCAGAGAUCUUCAAGAAUGAGCAUCCCAACCGCUUUGUGGAGUGUUACGUCGCUCAGCAGAACAUGGUCAGUGUUGCCAUGGGAACUGCUGCCCGCGAGAGGAACGUUGCGUUUGCCAGCACUCUUGCUUCCUUUCUCAUCCGGGCCUACGACCAGAUCCGCAUGGCCGCCAUCUCAGAGAGCAACAUCAACCUGUGUGGCUCCCACUGCGGCCUGUCUACUGGAGAGGAAGGUCCCACUCUGAUGGGUCUGGAGGAUGUGGCUAUGUUCAGGGCUCUUCCCUCAUCGACCAUUUUUUAUCCCUGUGACGGUGUGUCCACAGAGAAGGCUGUGGAACUGGCUGCAACCACAAAGGGUGUUUGCUACAUCCGAACCAGCCGCCAAGACAGCCCCAUCAUCUAUAACAGCAAUGAGGACUUCCAUGUUGGACAGGCUAAGGUGGUGUACCAGAGCAAAGAGGACAUGGUGACUGUGGUGGCAGCUGGAGUGACUUUGCAAGAGGCCCUGGCUGCAGCUGAUCAUUUAAAGAAAGAGAGGAUGCCUAUCAGGGUCAUUGACGUCUUCACAAUCAAACCACUGGACAUAAAAACCAUCAUCGACAACACACGUGCCACCAGGGGACGAAUCCUCACCGUGGAAGACCACUACCACGAAGGCGGCCUUGGGGAGGCAGUGUCCUCAGCACUGGUCAAUGAGUCUGGCUUCAAUCUGCAUCGUCUGGCCGUGUCUCACGUCCCCCGCAGUGGCAAACCACACGAGCUGCUCAAGAUCUAUGGCAUCGACCGGGACGCCAUCGCCCAGGCUGUCCGCAAGAUGCUCAGCAGCUCUACCAACGCCAAGUAAACUCUCUCCCUGCCCCACCCGCCUAUCUGAUCACACCCCUGCAGAUGAUGCUAAACAGUCAAGUAUGUUUUUGAUUCACAUGACACCCAGCUCUUUAAAUUCCCUCACUGUGAAUGCCCCUAAGUGUGUACUGAAGUAAUGUGAUUUUGUGCCGUACACUUUGAAGUAGACUUCCACAUUUACCUUUCUUUCAUGCAUCCAUUACAUCACACACAAGAACAGAGAUACACCAAUUCAAACACACAUAUCCUCACAUUUAAAAUCCAGUUCAAUAAUCAGAAUGUGGCCAUAACUUUGCUGUUGGUGGAUGCUCACCAUACAAAACAUUAUUCCAUGUUCAACAGGAGUACUAUGUGAUGCCCUCAUGUGUGUGUUUUUUUUCAAUGCUCUUUGAUUAACUUCAACUGUUUUUAUAUUGUUCUGAUGUAGCUCUCAAUAAAGUGGGUGGGGCGUAACUUUAAAGUAGUUUAUCAUGACAUAGAGUCAGGAAUAAGCUAACUGAGUUGUUGUCUGUAGAAAGUAGAGGAGAAAAAAAAUCAAACAAAUGUAGUUAGGUCAUAAAGAGCAGUCACUCAAAACCAUAGAUCACAUCAGGUAAUUUAAAUUUCUGUGGUUUCAAAUGUUGUAUCAUCUCUCUUCAGCACUGUGCUUUUUUAAGUUACCAUAAACCUGCACACCUCAGUGUUCAUUUGUGCUAGCUGUACAACUGGACCA